AUGGGCCUGGGCCUGCAGUCGAAUCUACCGUCAUUGGUUCCUCCCAAAGAUUUCGUGGGAUAUCUGGGGUAUCAGCAAGCCAUGAACUCACUAUCCCAUUUGGCGCUUCGACAUGCAAAAUUCGGGGCAUGGUCCUCGGACGCAACCAACCUUCCUGCUGUGUUCCAUGAUCUAGAUAAAAUCACCGUUGUCGACCAGUUGCAAAAUAUAAAAGCCUGCACCUCAAUCCAACAGCUUCAACAGUACUAUAACUUCAAACUUCAUCAGAACUUUGUCGUCUCUACUUUCUCCCGGUCGAUCCUACGGGAAGACGCAGCUCAGAUAUUCCCUGGUAGCGACUAUGUAGGGACGAUGAGGCGCUUCAUAAUCGCUCUAAAACGAAGUGUACGUGCCUUUAUCAAGCUACAAUCGAUGUCGAGCAUGGCAAUUCGCACUUGGGCGCUCGUCCACUAUGGGCUUUCGUCGGCAUUACUACUAGGUCUUAUAAAGGAAGAAUCUGCUGCCGAUGAUACACGCCGAAUGCAGUCCGAACUUAUCGAGAUCUUGACUGAGCAUAGCGAACAAGGGGGAAGAUUCUCUAUUGUGCACAAUAAAGCUUUCAAGGCGGUAAAAAGGCUCCGAAAGCUUGCAGAUCAACGCGCAGGCCUCAGCCCUCCUGACGUUGGACAGUCUCCAGAAACUGUGGGAAAACUGCCUGAUGAUCUCAGCGAAGAGAAAUUCCAAAGGUUUGAAAUUGAGUCACAUUUCGUAUUCGUGGAUUUUGCUAGCCCAUAUUCGUAG
This is a messenger RNA of Fusarium sp. VM40, 780 nucleotides long. The record is from the annotation of a GenBank genome assembly. Lineage: Eukaryota; Fungi; Ascomycota; Sordariomycetes; Hypocreales; Nectriaceae.